Molecule: messenger RNA, 228 nt
Organism: Morchella importuna
Lineage: Eukaryota; Fungi; Ascomycota; Pezizomycetes; Pezizales; Morchellaceae
Exons: 4
Coding region: 1-228 (75 amino acids)
Source: RefSeq, a predicted model, not a curated record
AUGAAGCUGCAGCCCCCAUGGCCGCCAAGCUGUCACGGGAAUGACGAACUCCCAAACGCGUCUAUCCAGGUCGAGAGAAACAACGGAGUUUUAUCAACUGGUACUGGCGGGGACCUGGAGACGAUGGGGGCCAGAAUUUCUGGAGAUGUGUUAAUGGGGUCUCUCCGUGAUAUCUCAACAAAUUAUAGUGGAAGUAACAUGUGUGACUCAUUACUAACAGGGACUUGA